CAACACAUUGUAUGGAAGUCUGGGUGCCUUUAGCCAUUGUGUCUAUGGCCUUCAUAUUGUCUCUGACUGUUAAUAUCGUCCAUUGUAUUUUAAAGCAUAGGAAAGGCAAAGAACAGAAAUAUUUCAGUGAAUGCACUGUUAGUUAUGAACAUUAUGUUGAAAAUAAUCCAAUUUAUGGCAAUUUGAAUCAGCCCAUACUUGAACAUAUAGAUGAUACUUGCUAUGAACAGAUGGCGACUCCGCAGGAGAGGAUCGAAGAAGAGAUCAAGGUAGAACCUGAGCAACAAAUGUGCUAUGCAGCACUGGACCUUAGUCCUAAAAAGCAUAAGAAAAAUAGAAAAAAGAAGAUAAAUCAAGUGGAAAAUCAGAACUGCAUGGAGGACGGAUCAUCGAUGGAACAUGGCAAUGUUUUAUCAAGAUCCAGCAUAUACCUUAAUACUGAACAGUUGACAGCUCAGUGCAAUGCUAAAGAGGAUUUAAUCCAUGAUGAUCCAGUCAGACUUUACCACCUGAUUCAUAAAACAAGAAACAAUCCUAUAGAAGACCAAAGUGAUACAGAUUGGGCAAAUUGAAGCAUGGCCUGACCACAGAUUUGUUAAAAUAUUGUUGCUUUGCUCAAAGAAGAAAAUAAAGAGCAUGAAAUAAA
This is a messenger RNA of Bombina bombina (fire-bellied toad), 646 nucleotides long. RefSeq names its product T-cell receptor-associated transmembrane adapter 1. Gene Ontology annotation, cellular component: T cell receptor complex. The transcript is spliced from 5 exons. Lineage: Eukaryota; Metazoa; Chordata; Amphibia; Anura; Bombinatoridae. Bases 12 to 572 code for a protein of 186 amino acids. Gene Ontology annotation, biological process: negative regulation of receptor recycling; positive regulation of T cell receptor signaling pathway. The record is from RefSeq and is a predicted model, not a curated record.